Molecule: messenger RNA, 2286 nt
Organism: Pantherophis guttatus
Lineage: Eukaryota; Metazoa; Chordata; Lepidosauria; Squamata; Colubridae
Source: RefSeq, a predicted model, not a curated record
CAAUAGGUGGGAUGGUUUUGCCCACAGAUAGAGCAACUAGAUCACAUGCUAAAAUGUAGGCAAUUAAAUUCUGAUGACCAGAUGAAAUUGCAGAAUAAUUCUCUGCAUAUCCUGUUAACUGGAGAUCUUUACAUGAUGUUUCUACAAUUAAACUCAGGGAACAAGUACAUGCAAGCCUUUGUGACUAUUUUCUUCAAUUAACUCCUGCCACGGGGAUAUGUCCUUCUUGAAAGUCUAAGAGUGAUAAAAGUUCCAUUGGAAAAGUUAGUAACAGGGAACAAGAUGGACAAUCUAAUAAAUGGAACAAAUGAUGUAUCUACCACCACUGAAUAUGACUAUAGUGAUAUGGUAACACCAUGCCAAGCGAAGGCUGCCCAAAAAUUUGGUUCCAAUAUCCUGCCAAUCCUUUAUUCUUUGGUAUUUAUUGUUGGUCUUUUGGGUAACAUGCUAGUUGUACUGAUUCUAAUCAAAUAUAAGAAAUUCAAAAGUAUGACUGAUAUAUAUCUAUUAAAUUUAGCCAUUUCUGAUUUAUUUUUCAUUUUCUCAAUCCCAUUUCGGAUUCAUUAUGUAGUAGAUGAAUGGGUAUUUGGAGAUGCAAUGUGCAAAAUUAUUUCUGGAAUCUAUUAUUUAAGCUUCUAUAGUGGAAGCUUUUUCAUAAUCCUCUUGACUAUUGAUCGGUAUUUAGCAAUAGUCUAUGCAGUGUUUGCAUUAAAAGCCAGAACUGUAUUCUAUGGCAUCAUCACAAGCAUUAUUACCUGGGGCCUGGCAAUUCUAGCCUGUUCACCAGGAAUAAUCUUUAAUACGGCACAAAGAGAAAAUGGUAGGAUAACAUGCUCUUUUCAUUUUUCUCAUCAAAGUCACUUUGUAUGGAACAUGUUCUUUACACUGGAACUGAACUUCAUAGGCUUGAUUUUUCCAAUGAUGGUUAUGACUUUCUGCUAUGCAUGCAUCAUAAACACUUUGCUGAAAUGCAGAAAUGAGAAGAAGAACAAAGCAGUCAGGCUUAUUUUUAUCAUAAUGAUUGUUUACUUUCUUUUCUGGGCCCCAUACAAUGUUGUUCUUCUGAUCCAAUUGUUCCAAACUGAUUUAUCCCUUGAUAACUGCAGCAAGUUAAGUGGUAUCGGUAUAGCAAUUCAAGUGACCGAAACACUUGCAAUAGCUCAUUGCUGUAUCAAUCCUGUGAUCUAUGCUUUUGCUGGUGAGAAAUUUAGAAAAUAUACUAUUACCUUUUUCCGAAAACAUGGUGGUCACCAUCUCUCAAAAUACUGUAUGUUUCUAUACCGAGAACCUCUGGAACGGGCCAGUUCCACGUACUCUCAUUCUACUGGAGAGCAAGACAUUUCAGCAGUCUUAUAAAGCAUAUAUUUAGGGGAAAAAUGAGUGUUUUUUAUUGGUGCAUUUUUAUGGAUUUCUGCAGUACAGGUAGUCCUCAACUUAUGACCACAACCGAGCCCAACAUUUCUAUUGCUGGGUGAGACAUUUGUUAAGUGAGUUUUGCCCCAUUUAACAACCUUCCUUGCCACAAUUAAGUAAAUCACUGCAGUUGUUACAUGUAACAUGGUUAAUUGAAUCUUUCCCAUUUACUUUACUUGUCAGAAGUUGGCAAAGGGGGAUCAUAUGACCCAGGAACACUGGAACCAUCAUAAAUAUGAAUCAGUUGCCAAGUGUCUGAAUUUUGAUCAUGUGAUCAUGGGGAUGCUACAAUGGUCAUAAGUGUCAAAAAUGGUCAUAAAUCACUUUUUUCAGUGCCAUUGUAACUUCAAAAGUGUCACUAAAUGAACAGUUGUAAGUCAAGGACUACCUGUAUUGGAUUUAAGAAACUCCUUUCAAAGGAGUCAAUACAAUUUUGAUGUGAAAAGGUAUGUUGAAAGGUAUGGAUAAAGAUUUGUUUUGCUAUGUUAAUUCACAAACCAAGCCAUAUAUCAAUGUUCAUAUAACAUCAGUUGAAUAAUUGUAAAUGUAAUAAGGCACUUUGCAAUAAGAGAAAAGAGCCUUUCUUGGGCAAAGCAUAUUGUAGUUGAUUGCAUUUGAGAUAAGUUUCAAGCAUCUUUUGCAGCAGGACAUAUGUUUACUAAUUCUAACACAAUAUGAAUGACUAUGUAGGUUAGUUCAGUGACAUUUAAUAUGCUCCAGUUCCUUAUAAAAGCAAGACUUCCUCUUCUCUAAGUCCAUCAAGGCUGCAAUUCUGCCCAUAUUUCCUAGGAAGAAAACAGCUACAAGUUACAAAUUGAGCUAUACACGGUGGUUUUGUAUUAAUUUUAAAUCAUUAAAUAUUGCUUGCUCAAA